AUGCCUUUUAUCAAAGCUCGAUCCAUGCAACGUACCCACCAGGUCGAACAAAUAAUCACAGCUCUCUCAAGAAACGACAUUUCUUCUCUCAGGUCACUUGCACGACAGCCAGGAGGCUAUGUUCAUGACACCUUGAGGAAGCUUGUAUGGCCCAUCUUACUUCAUGCUCAUUACGGCUGUUAUGUAGAUGAGAAGGGUAGUGAAAAAGAUUUAGCUGAUCCGGUUCAGAUAACAAAAGACGUAGAACGAUCCCUAUACUACUAUCCACAAGAUAUUUCGCCUAUGCUCAAGGCUCACAAGCAACAAGAGCUUCAUCGGAUGAUUGUUGAAAUAUUGUGGAGAAAUCCAAGAUUGAAAUACUACCAGGCAAGCCCUAUUGAAUAUGCAAUGUUGGACUCAUUUGAUCCAGUAUCAAAACAAUUACGUCUUAUGAGCUCUAUUAUUGAAUACGAAGAUCCAGAACUCACAUCUUUUCUUGAAAGGUCAAAUAUAAUGCCGUAUUAUGCGUUGAGUUGGAUCCUGACUUGGUACAGUCAUGACUUUGAGGACUUUAGCAAGAUUACUCGUCUAUUUGAUCUGUUUGUAGCAAGUUCACCUCUCAUGCCAGUAUAUGUAGCAAGUGCGAUCACUCUCCUUCGAAGAUCUACUAUACUCCGGGCAGAGCCUGACCUUGCUCACUCUAUAAUCUCUCACAUCCCACAUGAUAUCAACAUUGAUACAGUGAUACAAAAAGCGGUGUCGUUAGAAGAGCGCUACAGUGCCCUGGAACUUCAAAAGCGAAGUGGCAUAUGGUUACAUGAUGAGUCGGUAGUCAAUACUUGGUACCGUGAUUGGAGUCAUAUGGGAUGGAACGAUGUACCAGAUAGUAUAAAGGCCGAUAGAUACCUCAGCCAUGGAAUCCCAAAGGAAGAAUGGGAAGAUGAAAUGCUCACAGAAUGGAUGGAGAGACGACGGAAAUGGUUUGGAGCUAUCGACUUGUAG
Messenger RNA from Phycomyces blakesleeanus NRRL 1555(-), 981 nucleotides. RefSeq lists its product as hypothetical. The coding region runs from base 1 to 981 and encodes 326 amino acids. The transcript has 8 exons. Gene Ontology annotation, biological process: positive regulation of GTPase activity; endoplasmic reticulum to Golgi vesicle-mediated transport. The record is from RefSeq and is a predicted model, not a curated record. Gene Ontology annotation, molecular function: GTPase activator activity. Gene Ontology annotation, cellular component: endoplasmic reticulum membrane. Lineage: Eukaryota; Fungi; Mucoromycota; Mucoromycetes; Mucorales; Phycomycetaceae.